Molecule: messenger RNA, 1221 nt
Organism: Sporothrix brasiliensis 5110
Lineage: Eukaryota; Fungi; Ascomycota; Sordariomycetes; Ophiostomatales; Ophiostomataceae
Product: phosphatidylinositol-bisphosphate-binding protein
Exons: 2
Coding region: 1-1221 (406 amino acids)
Biological process (GO): autophagy of mitochondrion; protein lipidation; nucleophagy
Cellular component (GO): cytosol; phagophore assembly site membrane; extrinsic component of membrane
Molecular function (GO): protein binding; phosphatidylinositol-3-phosphate binding; phosphatidylinositol-3,5-bisphosphate binding
Source: RefSeq, a predicted model, not a curated record
AUGGACGCCCGCACGCCUAUCGAGGGUUCUAGCAAUGUCAUCGCACUGGCGGCAUCGUUCAAUCUCAACUGCGACUGUUUUGUCGUCGGCACCAACUCUGGUAUACGAGCUAAGCGGCCGUUCAAAGAAGGCGGCGUGGGCCUCAUCCAAAUCGUCGGACGCACCAACAUCAUCCCCCUCGUGGGCGGCGGCCGCGUGCCCGUGCACAAUCCACUCAAGGUUGUCGUAUGGGACGAGAAGCGUCAGAAGUUCACGCGGGAAGUGCCUUGCGAACGGCCCAUCCGGGGCUUGCAUGUGCUUGGGCAGAAGCUCGUUGUGGUCCUCGACGAAGAGGUGUCUAUCUACAACAUCGACCACCAGCCAGUGCGUGUGCACUCUUUCACCACCACGCCCAACCCGGCCGGCCUUUGCGCCGUGUCGCGGACCCAUUUUGCCAUUCUGGGCCAGAUCCCUGGGCACGUCAAGAUCGUCCACAACGAGACGCACGAAGUCAGCAUCAUCCCAGCACACUCCUCCGAGCUGGCCGCGAUCGCUCUGAGUCGCGAUGGCUCGCUAUUGGCAACGGCGAGCGAGAAGGGUACACUCAUCCGCGUAUUCCUUACCGCUAACAACGGCCGCGUCGCUGAGCUCCGCCGUGGCGUCGACCAAGUCAGUAUCUUCUCGCUCGGUUUCAACCCAUCAGGAACGCUUCUGGCCUGCACAUCGGACAAGGGCACCCUGCAUAUAUUCGACAUCCCGCACCAGACGACAAGUGAUGGCCCCGGGCCGGCGGGCGGAAGCAGGCAAUCUGGCGGCGUCCCCUCUGAUGUUGGCGGCGAGUGGGCCUAUGAAGAGUCCGACGGCGGCGUGUCCUUCUCGUCGGACCAGAGAGCAGAUCCGACGCGCAGCGGAGACAGCCGUAGCGGCCGCUGGGGCGUUCUCGGCAAGAUUCCGUUUAUGCCCAAGUAUUUCCGGGACACCGUAUCGUUUGCAAGCGCCGAGUUCGCUAUGGACGACGGGCCUGCGGCCAACCGAAUCCGCGAGGCAGACGAAGCAUCGGCUAUGAGGCGAUCGCGCUUACCCCUCGGUAUUAUUGGCUGGCGGAACGACAAUACAGUGGUCGUUCUCGGGACUGGUUUGGAGCCCAAGUAUGAACGAUUCGUGAUAUCGACCGGUAACGAAGGCCAGCGCGUCUGUGUUCGCCAGGCAUGGGCCAACUACCUCAACAUGGAACUAUCUUGA